AUGACUACCAGGAAUCUUCAAUUGAUCCAUGUCGUCUACUUCAUCAUAAAUGUGACUGCCUUUCCUCGCAAUGCGUCCCUUUCUCUAACUGGAAUAGGUGAUGGGAUUCGACCAAAAUGCGGCCGAUGUCUGCGAACAGGGCGAGCGUGUCUAAGAGGCGAGAAGCGAAUGCAGUUCCGACAAGCUAAAGACCGUGGAUUUCGGACUCGAUUCCCGCGUAAUCAAGUUUGGUUAAAGCCGCCACCUCGAGUGGAUUUUAUCCUCGAAUCAGGAAGCGGUGAUACAGUGGAUGACAUAGAACAGCCAUUGAAAAUUGACAACUCGGAACACGCGAAUACUACAGUGGACUCGGACACCGUUCAAGUCAACUAUGAGCAACUCGAAACUACAAGCUUAGAGACGCCGUCUCUUCCUCCAACAGAGUUAGAGUCAGAUCAAUAUCCCUACUUACCAUCGUUUGACUGCACGGAUCGACAACAGCAUUUUGCGGUCCAUAUACCAUAUCGCGCACGCUAUUGUGAUACCUUGUUCAACGCAAUCAUGGCUUUAUCCGCUCGCCACCUCAGCCAUACGGCCCAAUUCGAUACCUUCCUGUCAGAUCAUUACUACCAGGCAUGUCUCGAGACAUUGAUACCUUCAUUGAAUGAUCACGAGGUUACCAUGGAUGAUGACUUACUCGCUGCUACUGUGAUUCUCAGACUGCUGGAAGAAUUUGACGUCCCACUCGCAGGGUCGGAUCUUCGUGGUCACUCUUUUGGUACCAAAGCGUUUAUUCAGGGUCCUCCUCCAUCAAUGACUACAACUCCAAGCCUACGACAAGCCGUUUAUUGGAGUGGUCUGCGCCAAGAGAUUUACAAUGCUUUGAGUCUACAACAAGCUCCGGAUAUUGAUCUGAGCUCCCUGCACUCUUUAUUCACCGCACUAGGUCCAGAUGCUGGAGACUGUGCCUGGGCCAACCAGUCGAUUGCUCAUUGCGCUGACGUUCUUCUUUUCUGUUUUGGCACGGGCCCGCGGUCUGUGGGUGUGUAUGAAACCCUGCGCAAACAGUACGAGCAAUGGAGUGAAGCUCGUCCAUCAUCUUUUGACCCAUAUUUUGUAGGUGGCGAUGAAGUGGAAGUGGGUGCAUCGUUUCCUGAUAUUCGCUUUAGCUCUCCCUGGCAUGCGAUUGGGAACCAGUAUGCAGAACUUGCACGGAUUCUCCUCGCCGUCCAUGACCCUACUAUCCCGACUGUAGGACCUCUACGAAGGCGGGUUGUACAAGAAGCUGAUUCGCGAAUCCGCAAGGGGGUGGCGACCGAUUUGCAGAUCGGCAGGAACAAGAACGAUUAA
Penicillium malachiteum is the source of this 1329-nucleotide messenger RNA. Its product is annotated as transcriptional regulator family TF. The record is from RefSeq and is a predicted model, not a curated record. Gene Ontology annotation, cellular component: nucleus. Lineage: Eukaryota; Fungi; Ascomycota; Eurotiomycetes; Eurotiales; Aspergillaceae. Gene Ontology annotation, biological process: positive regulation of transcription by RNA polymerase II. Bases 1 to 1329 code for a protein of 442 amino acids. The transcript is spliced from 8 exons. Gene Ontology annotation, molecular function: DNA-binding transcription factor activity; transcription cis-regulatory region binding.